Messenger RNA from Musa acuminata subsp. malaccensis (wild Malaysian banana), 3004 nucleotides. Its product is annotated as membrane-bound transcription factor site-2 protease homolog. The record is from RefSeq and is a predicted model, not a curated record. Gene Ontology annotation, cellular component: membrane; cytoplasm. Gene Ontology annotation, biological process: regulation of response to endoplasmic reticulum stress; membrane protein intracellular domain proteolysis. NCBI's taxonomy places the organism in Eukaryota, Viridiplantae, Streptophyta, Magnoliopsida, Zingiberales, Musaceae. Gene Ontology annotation, molecular function: metalloendopeptidase activity.
UCUAGACGCAAAGGAACAGCCUCCGGCCUCCGCUACGAGCUCCCUCGAUCCGACCACGGGAAGCGAUGACGAACAGGCGAUCGAGAAGGCGCGGCCGACCGCAAACCCUCUUGCCUCUUCACGCCAGCCCCACCCCCAACGCUGUCUCCUGCUGGUACUGUGAUUUCAAGAUUUAUGCCUUCAAUGAGGCUGUGUUUUCUCUUGGACGUCGGUAUGCCAGAUUCCUAAAGGUUUGGUUCACAGUGGGGGCUGCCUUCAGCUUUGUCACUAUGAUCGGAGUUUCAAUGAUGCUUCUUUGGGGUACAAUUGGUGCUUUUAAUCUCCACCAAGAGAGUUCUAGAGUUAAUGAUCUUUUAGGCAGCUCGUUGUUUGGCACCUCUUUUUUGCUUUCUGAUUUGAGCAUAUCAAUCAUGGAUGCUAUCUCUAUGAUCGCUUCAACAUUGUUGGCUGUUGGUCUUCAUGAAUUUGGGCAUGCUAUUGCUGCUGCAAGUGAGGGCCUACAAAUUGAAUAUAUUGCUAUAUUUCUCGCUGUCCUUUUUCCUGGAGCCUUGGUUGCUUUCAACAAUGAUUGGCUGCAGAAUUUACCCCACUUUGCUUCCCUUCGAAUAUACUGUGCCGGCAUAUGGCAUAAUGUCACUCUUUGUGCAGCAUGUGUGCUGAUAUUUCUCUCACUUCCCAUGAUCUUGCAUCCCCUUUACAUUCAUGGUGAAGGCCCUCUGGUUUUAGCGGUGCCCAAAGCAUCUCCUUUUGAUGGGUAUUUGUCUCCUUAUGAUAUUGUAGUGUCAGUGGAUGGAUCAAAUAUAAAGAGUCCUCAUGAGUGGAUCAGUAUGAUGGAUGAAGUGAAUUCUCAAAUGCUUGCUCAAACUUAUGAAACUAGAGAUACUCAAAAUUCUCAAGUUCUUAACCAUAGAAAGGGCUAUUGUGUUCCUGAUAAUUGGACGGAAGCAAGCAGCAUAUCAAAUUCAUGUUCUGAUGAGUUUGCUGCUUUUGUGCGCUUGCCAUGCUCUGAUUCAAGCUUGGUAAUUGAAAGUCUCAGUGGUGAGAACAGAUUAGAAGGUAAACAUUGCUUGAUUGCUAAAGAAGUUGUCAAGCUUAAAAAAUGUUGGAAUGGCUGGCAAAUGAAUGGAACUGAUGGAACAAUUUGUGCAUGUGCAGAGGAUGAAUCUUGCAUGGCACCUGUCGAGAUCCCGGGCAUGUCAUGGGUUGAGAUUACUUAUUCAAGCCCCUAUUCUGCGGAGUGCUUAAAGAACAAUAGGAACUCAUCAGCAUACGAUGAGAAUCUUAAUCUGGGGCCAACUUCAUGUGGAGGAACUUUUGUAUAUGUUGGUGAUGUGCUCUCUGUGGCACAUUUAGUUCACUUGUCUGCAUAUCAGCCCCGAUGGCCAUCUAUUAUUUUCAUGGCACACAUACCAAAUUUACUGGAAAAGCUUUUAUCUUGUUGCUUCCACGUUUCCGCAUCUUUAGCUUUAGUUAAUAGCUUACCGGUGUACCUUCUGGAUGGUGAAUCUAUAUUAGAGAUUAUUCUUUCCUACAUCAGUUGUCUUAACCGGAAACACCGCCAAAAGUUUCAGCAGUUCUGCCUUGUUGGAGGGACUAUCUUGUCCAUCAUUUUCUUUUCAAGGAUCCUUUACUUCAUAUUGGUUGUCCAGAAGUAGCAUCUUCUGUACCUUUAUAUUCCAAUUUGAUAUCAUCCUAGAACAAUGUGAUUUUGCUGGAAAACAUACAUACCAAAGCAAUAUAUAACCAAGGUCCAGCACAGAUUGCCAAGUAUGUGAGAAUCUAACAUGCUGCCAAGGACAUCAAGUGUCACAGUGAAUUCAUGAGUUGGAUUGCCUAGCCAGAUGCCCUUCCAGACAAGGAAAUAAUGAUUAUUUGGUAGGUCAGUAUAUUGCUGAACUUUUGUUACAUGUUCAGUGAUUUUGCUGAAACAAGUUUUCUUGAGGGCACUUUCUUUUGUUGGCUAUUUAUUGAUGUCCUGUAAUUGGCUGUUGAAGCGCAAUAUCAUCUCUGAUACCACCACUGGAUUUUCUUUGGCAUCUUUCCUUGAACCGAGCAGGUCAAGAGCUCAAGCAAAGCAGACAGCUUCGGAGACAGGUAUUCUUCCUUCAGGUUGAUCAUGGAGUGAAUAUCAUAGCCUGAAGGUUUAUUUGCUUCAUCUCAUUGGUCAUUGGAGUCCAAAUUCUCAUGGUCAUUUAUCACUGUUGGUUGACGACGUCAUGUCAUCUCAUGCAUAAAUGGAUGUAUGGCUUGUGAUAAGCUGAUCACUAGGAUUGAUAUAUUGUUAGUGUGGGGAAAUGAAUUGUGUAUCAAGAUGAUGUUUAUUUUUUCUUUUUCAACGCUUCUGUUCCCAAUAUAAUUAGAAGGCAAACCUUUUUGAAAUCUACUAAACAUGAUCCUUGUUUUGACAUUUUUUUGUUACGAUUGGCCUUCCUCUUCAAAUGGUUCACUAGUUACCUGGGGAAGUUUUUUUCCUUUUUUUUUUCCAUUUGAAAAGACAAAGGCAUCAUAGAAAAAUUGUAAAAUAGUGGUGUUGUUUAACAGGUUUUACUUUCUUUUCUUGAUAUGAGGAAAUGGACUAGAAAAAUUCAAGUAUUUGCUUCUUUUUUGAACUAGCAACAUAGAACUGUUUUUUGUGGCUAAUCAAUACUCAAGAUUGAUGUCUUUGCCCAAUGACAGGGCAGCUUUUUAUUGUCAGAUGCUGUGCACUAAUUUAUUCUUUUUGCCAUAUGAAGAGUUCUUUCCUCGCAGGUACAGCAGCCUAUAAUCCUUUUGCUUUAUUACCAGCUAAUUCAUUUUUCUUUAGAAGAAGAAGAAGAUGAGAUGAUGAUCCUAGUUAUUGCUCUCCUUUCAGCAUUUGAAAUUCUAUCCUUUGUUUAAUCUGUUCCAAAGACACUUAUUUUUCUGUUGUUCACCAACCCACUUGAUAUAUUACUGCUCUGUGAACUCGAGCAACCAAUUAAUUUGUUGCUCUUUUAUCUUUAGGUUUAAUUCUGGCCGGGAAGAU